Molecule: messenger RNA, 1147 nt
Organism: Phyllotreta striolata
Lineage: Eukaryota; Metazoa; Arthropoda; Insecta; Coleoptera; Chrysomelidae
Source: the annotation of a GenBank genome assembly
UUUUUAUCGAAUAUUAUUUUAAGGUUAAAUAUUUUUAAAAACAUUAUUGUUUGCUAGCUCGUUUAAAUUAAAGUGAUAAGAACUAAUUGUGAUAAUUUAAGUAUAAAAUGAGUUAAUUCCACCUAAAAUUGUUUACAGUACAAAUAUAAUAAGUUGUUACUUCGAAAAAAUACAAUAAAUAAUGAGUUAUGUUAGUGAUUUGAGCCAGUCUCAGGAAUAUUUGAGCUUCAGAAGUAAUGUACCGUUAAAAAGAAUUGUAGUAGAUUCCGAUAAUUCUAAGGGUUGGCGUAUUUAUGAUUGCGGUCCCAAAGCAGUUCAAUGCCCUCUAAUUUGUUUACCGCCGGUUUCCGGAACUGCGGAUAUAUUUUACAAGCAGGCUCUUGCUCUAUCAGCGAAAGGUAUUAGAGUUAUAUCAGCAGAAUCCCCAGUAUAUUGGAACGUAAGGGAAUGGUGUGAAGGUUUCAAAAAAUUACUGGACUACUUGGAAUUAGACAGAGUGCACAUAUUCGGAUGUUCUUUAGGUGGUUAUUUAGCUCAAAAAUUCGCGGAGUAUACUGCGAAUUGCCCUCGAGUGGCUUCCUUAAUACUGUGCAAUACUUUCACCGAUACUUCCAUAUUUAACAAUCACGACUCGGCAGCUAUUUUUUGGAUAUUGCCAGCUUUGGUCCUUAAAAAAAUGAUAAUGGGUAAUUUCGGUUCGGCGAAAGUCGAUCCAGAAAUGGUAGAAGCAAUAGACUUUAUGGUUGAAAGGCUGGAAAGUUUGCCACAAACUGAGUUGGCUAGUAGAUUAACACUCAAUUGUUUAAGAGGAUAUGUAGAAGUCCACAAACUUAGAGAUUUAUCUGUUACAAUUAUCGAUGUUUAUGAUGAAUCCGCUUUAUCAAACUCGGUGAGAGAAGAAUUAUAUAAAUGUUACCCAAGUGCCAAAUUAGCUCAUCUAAAAUCAGGUGGAAAUUUUCCUUAUUUAAGUCGAUGUGGAGAAGUUAACCUACAUUUACAGAUACAUCUUAGGCAAUUUGAUAAUUCACCAUUUAGUGCAUCAGAUAAACCGUUAAUUUGUAAACAUUAAUAAUACUCAAAUUUUAUUUUAUGUUAUACUACGUAUAUCUAUUAGAGAGAUGUAAGUAAAAUACCAAAUAAUUUUCUG